AUGAUCUCCAGCAGAUUAGCUACACGCGGAUCAAUCGCCUCUGGGCGAGCGACAGCCCAGCUCCUCAGGUCUUUCAACACCUCUGCGUUACGACCAACAUUCGUAGUUGUUCAGCAUGUUCAGCUGGCCCCGGCUAGUCAACGCCACUUUUCCUCAUCGGAAAGUCCCAAAAUCCAGAAAUUCUUCGAGGAGAAGGAGACAGAAUUAGUUCGCCGGACACCCGCGGCAUGGCCUCAUCCAGAGUUCAACGAAGACCAGAUGAAUGCAGUCACCGUCGCUCAUCGAGAAACCCAGACAGCAUCAGACAAAGCUGCCCUGAUUGCUGUCAAGAUACUGCGAUGGAAUCUUGAUGUGGUCACGGGCUACACGCACAAGCAAGGUGCUAUGACCGAAGAAAAAUACAUGAUCCGAAACGUAUUUCUCGAGAGCGUAGCAGGCGUACCCGGAAUGGUUGCGGGUAUGAUCAGGCAUCUCAACUCAAUGAGGCGGAUGAAGCGAGACAAUGGAUGGAUCGAGUCACUGCUUGAAGAAAGCUACAACGAACGAAUGCAUCUGCUCACCUUCCUCAAGAUAAGUAAGCCUGGCCCCUUCAUGCGCCUUAUGGUUUUGGGCGCUCAGGGAAUCUGGUGCAAUGCGUUGUUCUUCGCGUACCUCAUCAGCCCUCGCACCGUCCACCGCUUUGUCGGAUACCUUGAAGAGGAAGCUGUCGUCACAUACACGCGCCAAUUGGAAGACCUUGACGCCGGGCGCUUGCCCAAGUGGGAGAAGCUGCAGGCUCCCGACAUUGCGAUUGACUACUGGAAUAUGCCUGAAGGUCACCGCACGAUGCGAGAUCUACUUUUAUAUAUCCGUGCAGACGAGAGCAAGCAUCGGGAGGUGAACCACACUCUCGGCAAUCUCAACCAGAAAGAAGACCCAAACCCCUACGCGAGCGAGUACAAGGACCUGUCGAAGCCACACCCAAGCAAAGAUCUUGCGCACCCGAAACCCACUGGCUGGGAACGACACGAGAUAAUCUAA
Messenger RNA from Macroventuria anomochaeta, 1020 nucleotides. RefSeq names its product alternative oxidase-like protein. Gene Ontology annotation, cellular component: mitochondrion. The record is from RefSeq and is a predicted model, not a curated record. The transcript has 4 exons. Gene Ontology annotation, molecular function: alternative oxidase activity. NCBI's taxonomy places the organism in Eukaryota, Fungi, Ascomycota, Dothideomycetes, Pleosporales, Didymellaceae. Bases 1 to 1020 code for a protein of 339 amino acids. Gene Ontology annotation, biological process: alternative respiration.